Trichoderma gamsii is the source of this 1200-nucleotide messenger RNA. RefSeq lists its product as hypothetical. The transcript has a single exon. Gene Ontology annotation, cellular component: nucleus; cytosol. Gene Ontology annotation, molecular function: mRNA binding; RNA 7-methylguanosine cap binding. The coding region runs from base 1 to 1200 and encodes 399 amino acids. The record is from RefSeq and is a predicted model, not a curated record. Lineage: Eukaryota; Fungi; Ascomycota; Sordariomycetes; Hypocreales; Hypocreaceae.
AUGGAUUUGGACAUCGAUAUGGACGAUGGUGCCGGCGGCGAGGCUUUCCAGGAAAUUCAUGAAGAUCUCCCCCGAGGCGACGAUAUCUUGGUACCAGACGAGCCAGAAGAGCCAGGCGAAGUGGCUGAUGAUGGAGAAGUCAAUGAGGACGACGCGUCAAACGCCAUUGUUCCCACAAAGAUUCACAUAAAAGGCCUGGACAAUCUGCACACCGACGAUAUCAAAUCAUACGUCAAGGCACAUUACGGGACUGUAGACCGGGUAGAGUGGAUCGACGAUACCUCUGCAAAUCUCGUCUUCAGCUCCGAACCCUCUGCGCGCGAUGCGAUUGUCGCUCUUAGUGCUAUUGACAUUGCAGAUGCGACGGCGUUGGGAAUUGGCGAGGCUGUCCCAGCCAAGGCUCUCGAAGGAAAACCCGAAACUUCUCUACAGAUUCGCUUUGCGACGCAAGCCGACAGAAAGCAGGCUGGCGCGGCGCUUCGCAGCCGAUACUACCUUUUGCAUCCCGAGCACGAUCCCGAAGAAAGGCGACGUCGGUACCAAGAAAACCGCACUCGAUAUCGCGAUCGUGACAGCCGCGACAAUCGGGGAACAUCAGGGCGACGAAGACGUUAUUCAGACGACGAGGUGGAAACUUUCGAGGCAAGCAUGUACGACGAUGCGCCGCGGACUUCCAGGGAUGACAGACCAUCAGCUCAAGAAAGUAAUCGCGGCAAAGAGCUAUUCUCGGGCCGCAGUGUUGGACGAUCGACCUCCAGAAGGGACAGAUCAGCAUCUCCUCGCCGCGACGACGAUGGAGACGCAGCUAUGGAUGGCUUUGCCAGCUCGUCAGGUAAUAGAGAAAAGGCUCGGGCUAUUCGAGGCCGCCUCGCAGACGAAACCAGAUCGAAAGAGCUUUUCCCCACCAAGCCGUCUAGUAGAGGCGGGGGUGGAAUGCUAGACCAGCUGGAAAAGUCCAUUGGCUCGGCCCAUUUGAAAGAGGAGGACAUGCCUAAGAUUGUUGCCGAAUCAACAGGCGAUGGCUUAAACAUUCGAGGUGCCGCUACUCAGCGAGCCGGAGGCAGUGGGUUCUCGAUAAAGGGAGCAGCCAACGCGCAAGACUUAUUCCCUGGAAAACUUGGGUCAGGCAAUGCCGGCAAGGAAUUGUUCAAUGCGAAUCAACCGAAAAGGAGACAAAAGGCCGAGGAUCUAUUUUCAUGA